Molecule: messenger RNA, 1504 nt
Organism: Pelagomonas calceolata
Lineage: Eukaryota; Pelagophyceae; Pelagomonadales; Pelagomonadaceae
Source: the annotation of a GenBank genome assembly
CCGUGCAGCGGCCCAGACCAUCGCAUCGAUCGAAUACGUCCUCGGUGCAGCAUUUCGAGGCUGCCCGAUGGCCGCCAACGCCUUCGCCCAGCGUGGCAGCACCAAGGGCGGUCUGUUCGAAAAGGAGUGGUUCCGCCACCUCGACGCGCGGCAAGAGGUGCUAAGGAAGACCGAGAGCCUCUGGUCCGACCGGUCGAGGCCGCCACGCAAGCCGAAAGCGCUGCCGCCUGCGCGCGCCUGGGCGCCGGGCGACGCGCGAACGCCAGUGAUCAUCGUGACCGGGCCCCUCGGCGGCGGCAAGUCGUCGGUCGUCGGCCACCUGGCCGCGCGGGACGCGCUCGUCGUCACGCACAGAUACUGGCAGGACUGGGGCACCACGCCGCCGCCUCCGCACGACGAUGGAAUCGAUCGCGCGAGCGUUUUCGACUUCGGAAACGCGUGCGUCUGCUGCGCGCCGGACGGGGACCUCCAGGCGCUCCUCACGAAGAAAUCGGCCCGGUCCGUCCUCAUCGAAACCACGGGCACGGCGGACCCGGCGCUGUUCGCGCGAGUCCUCCACCAGGACGCAAUCUUAAGGGAGUUGUACGUCCUGCGGUCCGUCGUGUUCGUCGCCGACGCAAGAGACGUAAGAAAACAGCUGGCGGCCCCGGACAGCCCCGGCGCGCCGAACCCCCACCGCCUCCAGCUGCUGGCCGCGAACCACGCUGUGUUGACUCGCGGCGACGACGACAUUACGCUGCCCGGGUUCGCCGGCACGGUCGACCACGGUCUGCCCGGGCGCGGCGCCCUUGGUGGCUUCGACGCGACGGCCGUCGUCGAGAGGCGAAUGGAUUUCCUUGGCGUUGACCCGACGCGGCCGUGCCGGUUCGUGCGGCCGGUCGUGUCGUUCGCGCCGUCCGACGGCGUGCUGCGGGCCGUGGCCGUCGUGGAGCAGGGCGCGGCGCGCGACGCCGACGUGUUGGCAUUCGCGGAGGAGCUCGCCGCAUCUUCCGCGGUCGCGAGAUUUCGCGUCGCCGCCGACGGCGCUGCGACCGGCGUGCUCCUCAUCGAUGGCGGCCGCGCCGGCGAUGCGUUGCGCAUUGUCCGCCGCGAUGGGGGCGUCGAACCGGACGACGACGCGUCGACGGCGUCGUCCGAGGCCUCGGAAGUCGUCGAUGCGGGCGACUGGCGCCGCGAAGCCGCUCCGCAGCUCCGGCUCUUCGUACUGGGCACGAAGCUCGACGCCGCGUCGCUGCGAGAAGGAUUGCGAGCGUGCCUCGUGCCGGAGGGCUUCCGCUACGCGGCCGACGAGGAACUGGACUUUGGGGUUUGUUCCGACGACGACCCGCUCUCGCGCUGCCUCGCCGGCGCGCCCGCCGAGGCCAAGGACCGUAUCUACACAAACGUCGACGGCGAGUCGAUCGAGAUCGCGCGUGCAGGACCCCGACGGUACACGGCGACGGAUGCCGCCGGCGCUUCCCUGGAAGUCGUCCGGCUGUUCGAGAGCGCGCUAUAUGUUAAGUGA